Boleophthalmus pectinirostris (great blue-spotted mudskipper) is the source of this 1875-nucleotide messenger RNA. It is a transcript of the gene sox2, whose product is annotated as SRY-box transcription factor 2. Lineage: Eukaryota; Metazoa; Chordata; Actinopteri; Gobiiformes; Gobiidae. Gene Ontology annotation, molecular function: RNA polymerase II cis-regulatory region sequence-specific DNA binding; DNA-binding transcription factor activity, RNA polymerase II-specific. Bases 367 to 1308 code for a protein of 313 amino acids. The transcript has a single exon. The record is from RefSeq and is a predicted model, not a curated record. Gene Ontology annotation, biological process: regulation of DNA-templated transcription; anatomical structure morphogenesis; cell differentiation.
GUUUCAAAAACUAUCUGGAGUUUGUCAAGACUCGGGUGUUGCGGCAGCUAGGAGCGCAAAAGUUGUCGAUCUGUUUUUUUUUUCCUCUUUUUCCGCCGCGGAGUUGAAGAGAGACAAACGGCGAAAAGGAAAGAGGACAUUUUUGUGGAUGUAGGCAGAGAAGCGCGGAGCUGUUGGGAGAGAGAAGAGACGACAGGCGCGCAGGACUGAGCGUGGAGACUCGCUUUGGCACCGGGAGAGAGACAAAGUUACACGGGGAAAAAAACUAAACGCCAGGUAACUUUUUUUUAAGACGUCUCCCGAAGCGCGUUCUUCUUGUGUUUUUGGACUAGUUUACCGCUUGUUUUUUUUUAACCCGGACUAAAAAUGUAUAACAUGAUGGAAACCGAGCUGAAGCCCCCGGCGCCCCAGACCAACACGGGGGGCAACAACAACUCUUCCUCGGGGAACAACCAAAAGAACAGCCCGGAGCGAGUGAAGAGGCCCAUGAACGCGUUUAUGGUCUGGUCCCGGGGUCAGCGGCGGAAGAUGGCGCAGGAGAACCCCAAAAUGCACAACUCUGAGAUCAGCAAGAGACUGGGGGCCGAGUGGAAGCUGCUAUCCGAGAGCGAGAAAAGGCCGUUUAUCGACGAGGCCAAGCGGCUCCGCGCGCUCCACAUGAAGGAACACCCGGACUACAAGUACCGGCCCAGGAGAAAAACCAAGACUCUGAUGAAGAAGGACAAGUACACGCUGCCGGGGGGACUGCUGGCGCCCGGGGGGAACGGCAUGGGAGUGGGCUCGGGGGUCGGAGGAGUGGGAGUUGGCAACGUGAACCAGCGCAUGGACAGUUACGCGGCCCACAUGAACGGCUGGACCAACGGCGGCUACGGGAUGAUGCAGGAGCAGUUAAGCUACCACCACAACGCGAGCCAAAUGCAGCCCAUGCACCGCUACGACAUCAACGCGCUCCAGUACAACUCCAUGACGAGUACGCAGAGCUACAUGAACGGCUCCCCGACCUACUCCAUGUCGUACACGCAGCAGCCCACCAUGACGGCGCUGGGGAGCAUGGGCCCCGCGUCCGGAGGCGGGGUGAAGUCCGAGUCCAGUAGCUCCAGCCCGCCCGUAGUCACCUCCUCGUCCCACCGGCCCGCGGCGCAGACCGGCUGCCAGAGCGGGGACCUGCGGGACAUGAUCAGCAUGUACCUCCCGGGCGCGGACGUGAACGAUACCAGCGCCCAGAGCAGGUUACACAUGUCCGGGCACUAUCAGAGCGCGGUACCGGGGACGACGAUCAACGGAACUCUGCCCCUCACACACAUGUAGACUCUAUAGAGAAAUAUGGACCUCUCACGGGACUAUUUUUGUACAGAGAGCGAACUGUUGUAUAAAAAGGGCGAGGAGUCUUGAACCGCCUGGAAGAACAAAAAGUGGGUUUAUUAUUGCAAUCACCUUUUGUACAGUAUUUAUCAAAGACAAAACAUUACAAUCAAAAAUGUUUGCAAGAGGUUUGAAUCUUUCGUUGUUUAUUUUUUUUUGGUUUGUUUUUAUAUUAAAGCAAAGGCCAGUUCAAAUAAAUGCAAACACUGGGACGUAAAGGGACGUAAGGGACCGAGCACUGUUUCAUUUGGGGUUGUUUUUCCUACUAAACUUUUGAAUUAAACUCAUAAUAAUAAUAAUAAAUAAUAAUAAUAAUAAUAGGUUGUUAAUUUAUAUUUCCGUCUCCCACUUUUCAUAUGUUAGACGCUUGUUGGAGUCUCUUUAUUUUCUAAUUGAUUUGUACAAUUUUCUGUAUAUUCUCUGUAAUAUUUUAAUUUCCAAAUCCACACCCCCACGUAGUUGUAUUUGAAAUUUGAUGUUGGCCUGUUACCAACCGCUUCAUGUAAAUAUACC